Messenger RNA from Hirsutella rhossiliensis, 2439 nucleotides. RefSeq names its product autophagy-related protein. NCBI's taxonomy places the organism in Eukaryota, Fungi, Ascomycota, Sordariomycetes, Hypocreales, Ophiocordycipitaceae. Gene Ontology annotation, biological process: mitophagy; piecemeal microautophagy of the nucleus; protein localization to phagophore assembly site. The record is from RefSeq and is a predicted model, not a curated record. The transcript is spliced from 6 exons. Bases 1 to 2439 code for a protein of 812 amino acids. Gene Ontology annotation, cellular component: cytosol; Atg1/ULK1 kinase complex; phagophore assembly site.
AUGCAUCAGCAAGCUCGAGCGCCCCCGAGGCUCUCCUCGCCGGCCUCGUCACCCCAGACGAACCAGACUCGAACCAACAACCAGAGAGAUGCCGUGCUUGGAACCGCUCAGCGUGCUGGCUCCAACGUGGCGGCGAGGGACCUCAUGAGCUCUCCGACGGCCGAGCAGGCCUUCUCUCCCGGGCCUCCUGCUGAAUCAAUCAAGAAGCUAGAUCAAAUCGUUCAAAACUUCUACGCCAAGGCUGCCAUACUCGUCCUCGAUGCGCGCAUGAAGGUCAAGAUCACCCGCAACGCCAACGGCUUACGAAAGACGAACAAAUGGUACCAAAUCGAAACCGACGAGAUCGACGACUUUAGAGAUGAGCUCAAGAUAUGGAAGACGUGCGGCAGCCUCGACAGUCGUCCUCCCCCGAUGGUCAUCGAGGUCUACCUGGAUACCUCGCGACUCAAGGAAAACCAGAGCCUCGUCAUCCUCGACGAUGACGGCAAACGGUGGGACGUCAUGGAACAGCUCAAUGCUACGGGGUCGUCCAGCGGCAGCAACUCGCCCGGCCCCGGGGGCAAGAACGCAGAGGUGAUUUUGGAGAGAUGGCGAGUCGAGCUGAAGACGACCAUUGAUAGUGCCAGCCCCGCAGACGACUUCGGCCCUAUCUUGCCCACCGUAUAUAAAAAGGCCAUCGUCUUCUUCAGGACCCUAUUCGUCACCACCCGUUUACUGCCCGCAUGGAAGUUUGCCAGCCAUAGUGCGGCAAAGAGCUCUCACCCGGCUCUGAUACCUCGCUGCCGAAUCCGCACAUCCGAGCCAGACCGAUCGAGUCCCGACCCGCUGAGGCAAUCCAUCGAUGGGCGCACGGAUCCGGUAACAGAGUACAUGUUUGGGGAUCUCGAUGUGCCCGUCGGCCGUCUGAGUGCUUCCGUCACUUAUCGAAAUGACUGCACCUUCCGCAUCGACGAUUCAGAGUCUCUGCUCAGCUCCCGCUUCAUGGGAGUCGACGAGAACUUCUUCAAGCCGUCCCUGCCGCCGUACGGAGAGAGGCAGCAUACGAGCUCCCCUCCGGCGUCGUUUCCCACCAAUCCAGGCAUUGACUGCCCCAACUCGUUGCCCGUGUCGGGCCGUCCGUCUUCCUCCAGAGCUCCUGCGCGGCUUGCAGAUCUUUCUACCAGGAGGACAAACCGCUCCUCCCUGACAGCUGGAAUGCCCGCUUCGCUACGCGGCGGGCCACCCGCGAGCACGCCUGAUGCGCCCGCGGUCGGGUCACCUCGUCCGGCAUCGACCAGCCGAUACAGCAGCAGCUUUUCCCACCGCCGCGGACGCCCGUCCGGAAGCGGCGCCAGCAAAGGCGGCGAUGAGGAACAGUCGAGCAGCGGCCGCCAGAAGGAAGAUGACAUUUCGGAUUUCCUAAAGGCCCUUGAUAGCAAGAAGACUCUCAAGAGCUUUGAGCCGGCGAAGAGGGGGGAAUCUGCCACCAACAGGACCAUCGCCCAACUGUCCAAGUUCCACCUUAUGAGAGACUCAAACAACGCGCUCGGAGACUCGAUGACGUCGUCGAUGCAGAUGCACCGCUCUUCGAGCUCCUCCAGCCGCCAGCUGACGAGCGUGCCCGGAAUGGUGGCGCCGGCAUCCGUCUCGACGUCGACUUCUCCCGGCAAGCCGGUGUCGCCGCACACGCCGCACACUCCCGCCAUUCCUUCUAGACUCAGCGAGAAUUCCAUCAUUGACUACAGCACGACUGGCAGAGUCGUCUCCAGGGGCGGCCGUCGGCAGGUGUCGACAGUGCCGGAACCAAGCAGGGAGAGCACCAUAACCCAGGAGGGCACCACGGCCAUCGACAUCCCCCUCUCGCCACGCUUAGGAUCAUACCAACGGCGCUCGAGCUCAGUGGCUCAGCAGAGCCGAGCCAUGAUUGACGACGACGAUGCCGAUUUAGCAUUCGCGGCACAUCGAAGUAUCAGCCUGGGCGCCGACGACCGGGAACCGCCGACAAUGAGUACUUUGCUUGGAAGGCAAAUGCAGAUGGAUAGGAGGCCGUCGACGCGCGACAGCCCCCAGAGCAGCCUUCAGCCGGCGGCGGAAAUCCAGCCCUCGGAUUCGGCAGAGGUGAUGCAGCGAGAGUCGACCGAGGGCAACCCACCGGAUGGGCUCAUGCCUUCUGUGCAGUCAAGCUCGCCGUUCCCGCGACGCCGUUAUGCGGGCAUGGCGGCAGCGGCGGCGGCGAUGAGGCCGACGCCGCCGCAAUCAUCACGGGGUAGUUUCACGGGCUCGGUGAGCAGGCUGGGGCGAGCGGACGAUGAGUCGGUCAGCGGCGAGCCGCUGAUGUUUGAUCUGUCAGAGAUGGACGCUCACGGCAGACGAAGCCUGGAAGAAACUAGGGGCGGGGGCAACGCAAACCCGGAACGAAGUGGAUUCGAGCCUCGCGGGACGACGCGGCGAGGAUGGUAG